ACCUCCGACCGAGGGGUGGCGCUCGAGGGACGGCGCGGCACGCAGCAAGAACUCCGGAAGGAAGCGGAAGCGGGUCCGCGGUGGGAAGGCGGCGAGGGGGGGGGGCGCGCGUGCGGGGCGCCCGGGCGCUUCGGGUCCGGCGCGGAGGAUGUCCGCCUCGCUGGAGCUGCGCUCGCGGGAGGAGAAGGACGCCGAGCUGGACAAGCGCAUCGAAGCGCUGCGGCGCAAGAACCAGGCGCUCAUCCGCCGCUACCAGGAGAUCGAGGAGGACCGGCGCAAGGCCGAGCGGGAGGGCGUAGCCGUGACGGGGGCGCGGAAGACCCGCUCGGCGGAGGCUGCCGGGCAGCCCGAGAGGCGCCGAGGGGAGCCGGAGGCCGCCCAGCCGGAGGAGCGGCGGGCGCUCGGGACGAAGGCCGCCGCCGCCGCCAGGGGGGCCCCGGGGGAGCCGCAGUCCGGAGGCCGCCCCGCUCGAGCCGAGGCCGGCUGGGCAGGGCCGGGCGCGGAUGGCGAGGGCCCGCGGGGGCGAGGCGAGCGAGGGCGGCGGCCGCGGGGCCGAGCGGGCCUGGCCGGAGGCGACCGGCGCUCCCAGGAGUGGGAGGAGCGGCGGCGGCGAAACAUCGAGCAGAUGAACGAGGAGAUGGAGAAGAUCGCCGAGUACGAGCGCGGGCAGCGGGACGGGCUGUUAGAGAAGAACCCGGUCCGCAACUUCCUGGACGACCCGCGGCGCAGCGGCGCCUUCUCUGAGGCCGGCCGGAGGGAGGGCAGCCGCCGCCAUGUCCGGAACUGGGGGGGCGCCGACUUUGAUAAGGUCAAGACGGGCCUGGAGCCAGACAAGGAGCAGCCCUUACUGGGGCGGGGCAGUGGCCGGCGCAGGCGCCUUAAGGCACCCUUGGAUAUGACGCUUUCCAUGACUGGCCGCGAACGUGCCGAGUACACUCGUUGGAAGCAGGAACGGGAGCAGAUUGACCGGGAUCGCUUGGCCCGGCACCGCCAGCCCACUGGGGAGUGGCGCCGAGAAUGGGAUGCUGAGAAGACAGAGCCUGCGCUGAAAGAAGGCAGUGAGCCUCGAGGCUCAUCGAUUGACAAGCAGGAGCACUCCAAGCACCCUCCCAAACUGCCCACCUUUGGGGAGUUCAUGGUUGGGCAGCCUGGGGACCGGCACUGGAAGAUCCGAGGGCGUGGGCGCCCCCGAGGAAGUCCUCCCAAGUCCUACAGCAUGCACGACAACCGGUGGGAAAAGGAGGAAGCCGACCGGACGCUGCCUACAUCUGCGGGAGAGAAUAAGGCGGAGGCUGCCUCUGUGAUGCAGACAGAGCCACAGAUAGGAGCAGUGACAGAAGAGGAUGAGGAAGAGGAUGAGUGGGAGGACGUCAGCGGGGAGGAGGAGGAGGAGGAGGAGGAAGAAGAAGAACCGGAAGCCAACAGCAGCCAGGCUUCCUCGGGGGAAGAUGGGCCUCGUUCCUCCUGCUCCCCCCUGCCCCCGAGGAAGCCCAGACAACAGCCCACCCUUCGCUCUGUUUCACCUCGAGCGGCUGCAGCCACGGAGGGGGCGCCCUUGACCCCCUUGGGGCCGGCAGAGGGAUACGAGCCUGUGUCCGACUGGGGGGAAGAGAUGGAGAAGCGUUCUCCCCGGACCAGCCACAGUAGCCAAAGCCCCUUGGCUGCACCCAAGGAGGAACUGCCUGCUGGCAUUGCUGGAGUGGGUCCCCUGCUACCACUGGCAGCCCAGGGAUCCCUUCCCACGGACCCCCCUGCAGGAGGGGCGGCUUCUGCUGCCCCCAGAGCCCUGGAGGCAGAGAUACAAAUGGAUGCAGAAAUGCCCAAAGAGGUGGAAGAAGGGGGAGCACUUGGAGAUUGAGGCCCCAGAGGCUGAACCCCGAUGGCUCUUUCCCAGGGCUGGUUGAAAUGCAGCUGGCAGCCCGCCGAGAACUUGAGCCAGACCGUCAGAGCUGUGGCUACAGUUGUGACAUGCACAUGCGUUCUGCGUGUUUGUGUCACUCUUGAACACUCUCCAGAGGUUUGGCUUGAUCCAGCCACCUGCCCCCCAUCACCCUUUAGUGCUCUUAACACACCAAUCAUGGACAGGUGGGGGCUGCAGUUCUGUUCCCCAACCUUCUGCAAUCUCCCUUGGAUGGGAAAAGUAGUGUCUUCUCUCCAGCCCAGUCCUUUGUGUAGGAGGAGUGACCUGGGCCCAGGGAGAGUGUGAGGACACUCUUCCCGUCACGGGCUUCCCCAUUAUCAUGUACGAAGUAAAUAACUUCUUGACAAUAAAGCUUGCGUGUGUCUUGUC
This is a messenger RNA of Thamnophis elegans (Western terrestrial garter snake), 2290 nucleotides long. RefSeq names its product coiled-coil domain containing 9 (gene CCDC9). NCBI's taxonomy places the organism in Eukaryota, Metazoa, Chordata, Lepidosauria, Squamata, Natricidae. The transcript is spliced from 13 exons. Bases 149 to 1858 code for a protein of 569 amino acids. The record is from RefSeq and is a predicted model, not a curated record.